This is a messenger RNA of Magnusiomyces paraingens, 1110 nucleotides long. RefSeq lists its product as uncharacterized. Gene Ontology annotation, cellular component: cytoplasm. The record is from RefSeq and is a predicted model, not a curated record. The transcript has 3 exons. Gene Ontology annotation, molecular function: GTP binding; GTPase activity. Bases 1 to 1110 code for a protein of 369 amino acids. Gene Ontology annotation, biological process: cytoplasmic translation. NCBI's taxonomy places the organism in Eukaryota, Fungi, Ascomycota, Dipodascomycetes, Dipodascales, Dipodascaceae.
AUGGCUACUAUCGUGGACAAAAUUAAAGAUAUCGAGGCCGAAAUGGCCAAGACGCAAAAAAACAAGGCCACCAGUUUCCAUCUGGGCCAACUCAAAGCCAAGCUUGCAAAGCUGAAGCGUGAGCUGCUGGCAGGACCCAGUGGAUCUGGUGGCGGUGGUGGUGGACUCGGGUUCGACGUUGCACGCACAGGUGUUGCAUCAGUUGGGUUUAUUGGAUUCCCAUCAGUUGGCAAAAGUACAUUGCUGAGCAAACUUACAGGUACACACUCAGAGGCUGCAGCAUAUGAGUUCACAACAUUGACAACAGUGCCUGGUGUGAUUCAGUACCGCGGUGCCAAAAUCCAAAUGCUCGAUCUGCCGGGUAUCAUUGAAGGUGCCAAAGAUGGUAAGGGUCGUGGUAAGCAGGUGAUUGCAGUUGCUCGCACAUGCAACUUGAUUUUCAUUGUGCUUGAUGUUAAUAAACCUCUUCAUCAUAAACAAAUCAUUGAGCGAGAACUGGAAGGAUUUGGCAUUCGAAUCAAUAGAGAGCCACCCAAUAUUGUUUUCCGUAAAAAGGAGAAGGGUGGAAUUAGCAUCACCAACACAGUUCCACUGACACAUCUGGAUAAUGACGAGAUUCGAGCAGUAAUGUCUGAGUAUCGAAUUUCAUCCGCAGACAUUGCAUUUCGAUGCGAUGCAACAGUUGACGAUUUGAUUGACGUUUUGGAGGCGCCAAACAGACGAUACAUUCCUGUUGUGUAUGUUCUCAACAAGAUUGAUUCUAUUUCGAUUGAAGAGUUAGAUCUUUUAUCACGGAUUCCCAAUGCAGUGCCUAUUUCUUCAGAAAAUGGAUGGAACCUGGAUGGGCUGCUGGAACUUAUGUGGGAGCGACUGAAUCUUGUACGAGUGUACACCAAGCCCAAGGGUCAACAGCCGGAUUAUGAGCAGCCCAUUGUGUUACGAUCGACGGGGUGUACUGUGGAAGAUUUUUGUAACCAUAUCCAUAAGAGUAUUUUGGAGCAAUUUAAGAAUGCGGUAGUAUGGGGGACAAGUGUGAAGCAUCAGCCGCAGUAUGUUGGUCUUUCGCAUGUGUUGAGUGAUGAAGAUGUUGUGACUAUUUUGAAAAAGUGA